Caenorhabditis bovis is the source of this 342-nucleotide messenger RNA. Lineage: Eukaryota; Metazoa; Nematoda; Chromadorea; Rhabditida; Rhabditidae. The record is from the annotation of a GenBank genome assembly.
AUGCGAAAUUUUCGAAUUUUUCUCGCCAUUUCACUGAUCCCAAUUGUUGUCGGGAUUGAACGCGAAGCGCUCAUCGAGCACUUGAAAUAUCAGCAAGAAGCGAGAAACACGUUCGACUCGAGAAUUCGUCAAGGCGAUUUUAUGCAGCCGAUUGGCUACGUGGCGGGAAAACCGAUUUGGCCGCGAGUUUUGGAGAAAGUGCGCUCCACUGGCGAGCUAUUCUUCGAUGAUAACAAUUUUGCAUAUUUGGUGCAUAAUCGGAGUCCGGCGGCACUUGUUCGAAAAAUGGAUCGAGAGGCGAAUUAUAAGGCGGUUAUGGAGUUUUUAUCGAGAUACACUUGA